Messenger RNA from Strongyloides ratti, 1611 nucleotides. Its product is annotated as HBS1-like protein. Lineage: Eukaryota; Metazoa; Nematoda; Chromadorea; Rhabditida; Strongyloididae. Gene Ontology annotation, molecular function: GTPase activity; GTP binding. Gene Ontology annotation, biological process: translation. The record is from RefSeq and is a predicted model, not a curated record. The transcript has 2 exons. Bases 1 to 1611 code for a protein of 536 amino acids.
AUGUCAAAAAACAAAACUAAUAAAUAUUAUGAUUAUGAUGAUAUAUAUGAUUAUGACGAUGAAGAUUAUUAUGACGAUGAUGAUUCUUAUCCUACACCUAAGCCAAAACAGGCACCUGUAAAGAAAGCUAAUACUAGUAAUAUAAAGAUUGACAACAAUAAAAAAAAUGAUAAUAUUAUAUCUAAAAUGACAAAUGUUUCUAUAUCAAAAACUGAUUCUCAAAAAGUAUCACAAUCAUCGACUAGUAAAACGUUAACACCCAAAGAAAUUAUGUUAUCCACACAACCAAAAUACAAUAAAAAAAUUAAACAAACAAAUGAAAAAGAAACACUUAAUCUUAUUAUAGCAGGACAUGUUGAUGCUGGUAAGAGUACAAUAAUGGGUCAUUUAUUAUUUCAAUGUGGAAAUAUUGAUAAAAAAACAAUGCAUAAGUAUAAAAAAGAUUCUGAAAAAAUAGGUAAAAGUUCUUUUGCAUUUGCCUGGGCACUUGAUCAAACAACAGAGGAAAGAGAACGUGGUAUUACAAUUGGUGCAGGUAGGGCAUCUUUUCAAACUAAGUCAAAAAAUGUUAUUGUCCUUGAUGCACCUGGACAUAAAGAUUUUGUUCCUAAUAUGAUUAGUAGUGCAACACAGGCUGAUGCUGCAAUACUUGUUAUUAAUGCUACAAAAGGUGAAUUUGAAACUGGUUUGAAUGAGGGAGGACAAACUAGGGAGCAUGCUAUACUACUAGGACAUCUUGGAAUUAGUAAUUUGAUAGUUGCUGUUAAUAAACUUGAUACAGUUAAUUGGGAUGAAAUUAGAUUCAAAGAAAUUAUUAGCAUCAUAGAUGACUUUUUAAAAAAUGAUGUUAAUAUUAAAAACAUUUCUUAUAUUCCAAUUAGUGGUUUAGAAGGAAUUAAUUUAGUUGAAAAACCAAUAAAUCAUCCUUUAAGUAAAUGGUAUCAUGAUAACUCACUUUUGGAAGCAAUAGAUUCUAUUUCUGUAAAACAAAGAGAUAUUGAUAAACCAUUAAGAAUUGUUAUAAAUAGUGUAUUUAAUUCUACCUCAACAUCAGUUGUUGUUGGAGCUAAAAUUGAAUCUGGUUUUGUUGAAAAAAAUGAAAAAUUAUUUAUAAUUCCUUUAUAUUGUCAAUGUACUGUUAAAAAUAUUACAUUAGAUGAUUCCUCAUCACCAUUAAAUACUCCUGUAUUUGCUGGAGAACAAAUAAUUAUUACAUUAGCAGGAACUUUUGAAGAAAAUUCUAUUUCUAAUGGUUUUGUAUUAUGUCGAGGUGGUUCAGAAGCAUUAAUUCCAAUAUCAAAAUUUACAGCUACAAUAAAUAUUUUUGAUAUACAAACACCCAUUAUAAAAGGAACUCGUUGUGAAUUAUUUGCCCAUUCUCUUUGUGUACCAUGCAAUAUCAAAAAAUUAAAAAAGUCAAUUGAUAAAAAACAUAAUAUAGAAAAAGAGAAACCAAGGAUGUUAUUAAAAAAUAGUUUGGCAAUUGUUCAAAUUGCUACUGAUUCUCCUGUUAAUUUAGAGGAAUUUAAUAAAUGUCAGGCGUUAGGACGUUUCUCAUUACGUGCCUCUGGGCAAACUAUAGCUGCUGGUAUUAUUGAAUCUUGCAAUUAA